This is a messenger RNA of Apus apus (common swift), 2178 nucleotides long. It is a transcript of the gene PLA2G3, whose product is annotated as phospholipase A2 group III. Bases 1 to 1668 code for a protein of 555 amino acids. The transcript is spliced from 7 exons. Gene Ontology annotation, molecular function: A2-type glycerophospholipase activity. Lineage: Eukaryota; Metazoa; Chordata; Aves; Apodiformes; Apodidae. Gene Ontology annotation, biological process: arachidonate secretion; phospholipid metabolic process. The record is from RefSeq and is a predicted model, not a curated record.
AUGUGGGCACGUGGGGUGCUCGCCUGCGCGGCGCUGUGCGCUUGCGCGCGCGCCUGGCCCGGUGGUGCCGUGUGCGCGCGGCGGGUGGCGGGCGCGGGCGGCGCGCGCUACGUGGCCUUCCUGGGCGGCGGGCCCGGCCCGGCCGCGCUGGUGGAGGCCGCCUGGGGCGCGCGCGGCCGCAUCCGCGCCUGCUGGACCCGCCGGGACCCGCGCCUGGCGCGCGCCUUCCUCGCCGCCUGCGUCCGCCGCGCGCCCGCUGCCCCCGGGGCCGCGCUGCGGCGGGACCUGGCCGCGCUCUGGCGCCGCCGCGCGGGCUGCGCCGAUCCAGAGCCCGUGGGGUCCCCCCGCCGCCGCCCGCGGGGCUGGACGCUGCCGGGCACGCUGUGGUGCGGAGCCGGCGACUCGGCGGGGCACUCCGGCGAGCUGGGUCUCUUCCGCGGCCCCGACCGAUGCUGCCGGGAGCACGACCAGUGCUCGGCACAGAUCGCAGCACUGCAGUUCAGCUACGGCGUCCGCAACUACCGCCUGCACACCGUGUCCCACUGCGACUGCGACGCCAGGUUCCGACAGUGCCUGCUGGCCCUCAACGACACCAUCUCCAACAUCAUCGGCGUCACUUUCUUCAACGUGCUAGAGGUGCCGUGCUUCGUGCUGGAAGAGAGCGAGCAGUGCGUGCAGUGGCACUGGUGGGGAGGGUGUGAGCGUUACGAUGUUGUGCCCCUGGCCAGGAUGGUGCAGCAGAGUCAGUACCGCUACAGCCCGCUCACGGAGGAGGCGGGCAGCCCUGUGGUGCAGCCCUCGGGCAAGGGGGCAAAGCCCUCCAGAGCAGGGCGCAAGAGGCUCCAACAGGGACAGGUGCAAAACCUUGGGCUUCGCCGGGCAUGGAAACCUGCAACAGCCCAGCAGCUACGGGGCCCAAGUACCUUGUCCUCUGCGUCCACCAGGGAAAAGGCUGAGCCCACAACCAGGCAUCCAGCAGUGCAGAGGGAGCUGGAGCCUGGCCCCCCAACAGCAGUGAGCGUGUUGGAACAGGAUCUUGCUCGAGGAAGGCAAGUGCUAGGAGAAGCACAGCUGAGUGCUGGGAGCUCAGCAGCCCCUGCCAGCACGGCCUGCCCCAGCAAUGGCAUUGUCAGACCCAGCCUGGCCACAGAGUGGAACAGAGCCACCCCCGGGCCUGCUGUGGAGGGGGGCAGGCAGCAGGGCCUGGGCAGGGUGUGCAGGUGCCACAAGCACCUGGAUAAGUGUGAGCACCAGAUUGCACCCCAUGAGGUAAAGUACCAGCUGCACAAUGUGGAUACACGGACCCUCUUCCACUGCAACUGCACUCGCAGGCUGGCGCGGUUCCUGCGCAGGGCAAGGGACAUCAGUGACGUGGAGGUGGCUGACCUGGCUGACCGCAUUGCCAUGGGCUGCUUUGUGCUGGAGCCACCCACUGAUUGCAUCCCGGGUGAGGGGCCACAAGACAGCUGUAUCACAGUGCCCAGGGCCAUGCUAGUACCUGCGCAGUAUCUCAAAAAGACCAUGAGACACUGGGGUCUUCCACAUGUGAGCUCCAAGGCCAAGCAUCCAGAGCGGAAGAUGGACAGUGGUGGCACCCUCUAUGAGCAAUGCUUGCGGCUUGCCUUGGAGCAGCAGCCGGGCACUCCCCACCACACAGUCCCCCAAUGAUGAUGAGCAUUGCCUCACUUGGGAAGAUGUGCUGUGCAGCAGCCACGGAGUGGAGCGGCUCGAUUUCUGGUCCUUGAGACAAAGUCUGGCACAGAGUGCAGCUGCAUGGAGCUAUGGCUGGAGUGGGGCAGGCAGACGGACUGAAAAGCCUCUCAAGGAGCUGUGGCUGCAGGACAGUGGCUGCCAUCUGUGAGCAUCAAAGCAAGGGGAACAGGAGGGCUUGAGAAAGGGAAAAAUCCACCAUCUUCCUUCGCUAUUGUGCCCUGGGACAGUAGGGAUGGCAGGGCUCCCACCCCUGGACUUGUGCCCCUCCAGCUGGUGGGGUGCUGAGCAGUGUGCCAUAAUCCUGGCCUCCUUCCUUAGGCAGGAGGAGAGGGGGUGCAGGUGGGCUGGGGUCUGCACCAGCUCCCAGCCCUAAAGCGAGGUAGGGGGGCAAUAGCCAGAGGCAGGCCCAGGGCUCUGCCCCCUAUGUGCAGCAGAAGAUAAAUAAAGGAUGAUCCGAGUGUGGCA